UUGGCCGCUAACUAUAUACAUAUAUAUGUGUGUGUGUGUAUAUAUGUAUUUUCAGGUCAGGUAUUCCUCAUCUUCCUCUUGUCAAUACCCUUACACAUUCUCUAUUAGUUUCAUUUCAAGUGACUGUUCUGGAAAAUCAAACACAGCAAUAACAUGGUCAAUUAUUUAAGAUAAGAUAACCUUUAUUAGUUUAUUUGACCCACAUGUGGGAUAUUUGAAAUGUGUUGUUUGAUAGUAGUUUUAGCCCUGUGAGAAAGUCCUAAGCCCUGCUGGAAAAGGAAAUCCGAAUCUGAGCUUGUCAGCAGAUGACACAAACGUCUCUAAAAUCUCCUGGUAGAAGGCUGCAUUGACUUUGGAUUUGAUAAAAUGCAGUGGACACAUUUGUGUUUCAGUGUUAUAACUUUUCUUUUUUUUUCCUUCCCUAAAAUUCAACAGACACCUGCAUAUUCUGCUGCUGAACUGAACAAAAUAAAAGCAUGGCAGGAUCAGCAUAUAGGUCUGCAUCCGAACUCAGGAUUGUGAUAUUUGGAAAAAACCAACAUGAAAAGGCAACUUUAAGUAACUUGAUCACUGGUAAAAGAGAUUCUCAUCCUCUAAAAAUAUUCAAGAAAUCCAUUGCUCAAGGACAAUGGGGAAAAAUGCCCACAACAGUGGUGAAAACCUCAGACAUCUUCAGUCUUCCUGUGGAAAAAGUCAGACAUGAGAUGAAGAUGUGUGUGGCACGUUGUCACCCUGGGCCAAAUGUCCUGCUGCUGUUAGUGAAACCUUCAGAUUUCACAAAGGAAGACAGACAAACGCUGAAGUUCAUCUUGAGUUUGUUUGGUCCAGAUGCGCUUAAAUAUUCAAUGGUCAUCAUAACACAAAAGGAUGAAGAAAAGAAUGUGGCAGUCGAUCAAUUUAUCCAGGACUGCGGACAAAGACAACAUAAAUUCAACUUUGACAAAAAAAACAUUGACUUUGAUUUUGAAAUACUGAUGGAAAAGAUCAGUCAAAUUGUGACUGCCAACAGAGGAGGACAUCUAAAUUUUUCUGAAAGCGCAGAGCACCUUGAAAUACCUGAAAUGCCAAAAUCAAAAAAUUUAGCACUAUUUGGGAAAUGGGAAGAUGGGAUUGAAGAAUCUGAGAAACCAAAGCCUCCUGUGAAGUUAGUAAUUUGUGAGAGACCUAAAAUUCCAAAUCUGAAACCUAUGAAUUUGGUACUGUGUGGGAGGUUUAGAGUUGGGAAGGCAUCAACUGCCAGUGCCAUUUUGGGAGACAAAAAAAUAGAAUCUAAUUCAUCAGCGUGUGAUAAAAAUGAGGCAAAGGUGUGUGGUCGACUGGUUUCAGUAGUGGAACUGCCUGCUCUCCAUGGAAAAUCUCAGGAGGAAGCAGUUAGUGAAGCAAUCAAGACAGUUUCUCUCUGUGAUCCUGAGGGUGUCCACGCUUUCAUCCUAGUUCAACCCUUGGAUCACCUUACUGAUGAAGACAAGAGUGAGGUGGAGACCUUCAAACAAAUAAUGAGCUCUAAAGUCAAGGACUUUACAAUGGUUCUUUUUACUGUGGAGACCGAUCCUACACACCCAGGUAUUGUUCACUUUUUAAAAAUGAACACAGAGAUCAAAGAGCUCUGCGAGAGUUUCAGUGGCCGAUAUGUUAUCCUCAACAUCAAGGACAGACAGCAGAUCCCUCAGUUAUUGGAUGCUGUGGAAGAGAUGAAAACACCAUUUAAAGGCUUCAAAAAAGAAAUUAUUGAAAACCCUUUCAUGCACAAAAGCGCAGGAGAUAAAUCCAAAAUGGGAGAGUCAAGAUUUGAAAAAAAGAGCCAGGACUGUCUCAGGAUUGUGAUGAUUGGGAAAACUGGAAGUGGAAAGAGUGCCACUGGAAACACUAUUUUGGGAAAAGAACACUUCCAUUCGAAACCCAGUGCGGAAUCAGUGACCGUGGAUUGCAAAAAAGUAACAGGAGAGAUUGAUGGGCGCUCUGUUGCUGUGGUGGACACACCUGGUUUAUAUGACACGAAGCUGUCCAAUGAUAAAAUUAAACAGGAACUCAGGAAAGGUCUCACAAUGAUGGCUCCUGGACCUCAUGCGUUCUUACUUGUCUUGCAGAUUGGUCGCUUUACGGAGGAGGAAAGAAAAACUGUGGAGCUCAUCAAAGGUGCUUUUGGCAAGAAUUCAAAUGACUUCAUCAUUAUCUUAUUCACCAGAGGAGAUGACCUAAAAAAUCAAACAGUUGAGAGUUAUAUAGAAGAAGACAGCAAAGGAUUCCUUAAAAAACUGACAGCUGAUUGUGGAGGACGAUACCAUGUGUUCAAUAACAAUGAUCCAAGUAACCGCUCUCAAGUCAGUCAGCUGCUCACCAAGAUUGAGUCAAUGGUGAAGAAAAAUGGUGGCGGCUACUACACCUCAGAAAUGUUCAAAGAGGCAGAUGCAGCAAUUCAGAAGGAAAUGCAGAAGAUUAUGAAGAAGAAAGAAGAAGAGAUAGAAAGACAGAAGAAGGACCUUGAGAAAGAACAUGAAAAGAAAUUCCAAGAGGCGCAGCUUAAAAUUGAACAAGAAAGAGCUGCAAGAGAAAAAGCAUUGCAAGAGAAGGAAGAACUCAUUAAGAAAGAGGAAGAGGAGAAGAAAAGGAUGGAGGAAAAGAGAGCAGAAGAGGAAAAAGAGAGGAAACAGAGGGAAGAAAUUCAGCAACACCCGUGGAAACAAAAGGGGAAUAAAAUUCAAUCUGAAUCAAAAGAAAAGACAAUUACGGGCCAAGAUUUGAUACAAAAUUCAGAGAACAUCAGAAAAGAAAGUGAAGUUUGGGGAAAAGAACCAAAAGAGUGGCAGAAGAAACGACUUCAAGAUGGCCAACACAGAUUGAAGGAGCAAACACGACUGAAAAGGCUCAGAGAAGAAUAUGAACAGGAAAAGAAAGAAUAUCAAAUCCGAAAAGAACAGGAGGAAAAAGAAUGGCAAGAAUUACAUGAAAACUUUCAAAAGCAAGUGGAGGAAAUGAUGAAGAAAAAUCAAGAGGAAGCCAGAAAACAAGCAGAGUUUAAUGAAUUCAAACAGAGAUUAACAGCUGACUUUGCAGUUGUGGUAGCUACAAAAGAAAGAGAAAUUGAAAAUAUGAAGCUAAAACAACAAAAAACCAAUGGCUUCAUGAUUCAACAGCUGUGCCGAAAAAAGGAAAAUAAGAAGGACUUGGAUCAAAUGAAUAAGCGACAAGAAAAAGAAAUAAAUGAGCUUAAACAUUCUUGUCAAGCCGUAAAACAAAUUGAUGAACUGCAGAAACAACAUGAGGACGAAAUAGAUAAGUGGAUCCAGGAACAUGUGGAGAAAGCCGGAGAACAACAAUUUUGUAAAGUUUUAUAAAACAUUUUCUGACAGCAGAUUUUAAAUGGGAGCAAAUGUGUUUUAGUUUGAUAUUUCCCUAUAAAUUGUGAAUAUAAUAUUUUCUUUUUUUUCUAAUUUUGAGAAAGAUUAAAAUGGUUAAUUCUCUAUGUAUUCAACUACCAUUAAAGUUAUAACUUUCUCUCCAUUAAUUUGGACAAGAAUUUUAAAAAUGACAUCCUGGAGGUAAUAACAAGAUGGUUGCCAAGUGACAAGACUUACCUCCAAUAAGCCUUGGCAGUUGAUAAAGACAACUGAGUUAUUUUAUGAGUUAAUACUUUCUGAGGCAGCUGUCCACAAAGAUAACCUGUUUCUUAUGUGGCCCCUUGGGAAAAUUAAUUGCCGACACCUUCAGGAAUGUCAUACUGUUAUUGCUUCAAAAUAAGAAGUAAUACACUUCCAUUAUAAUAGUUGUAGAUUUUAUAAUGUCAGGCAUAGGAGGAAUCUUGCAAAGAUGCCCAAAUUAUUUGAAAUCAGUUUUGCUGAGACUGAUAGUGACAGUGUCCAAACAAUUAUUAGCUUAGUGCAGCUAAGGCCAGCUGCAUCAAAGAUACCAAACCACACCAGACCAUAUGGUCAUUCAUCAGAAACUUUAUUAUUUGCAUCUUGUAAUAAUACAAAAAUUAUUUUCUAAGGAAAGAAUGUACAUAUUUCUUGCUAUUCUAGCUCGAAUCCUUGAUGUAUAGUGUGCCAGUGUAUAGCAGAACUGUCUUAACAAUUUUCCAGUUGCUACUGCAUCAUAAUACAUUUGAAGCAUACCUUAGAAGCAAGUGCUGAACUUCAGACAGUAUAGCUAAAUGAGCAUUCUAUUGUUUUAAUCAUGUUACAUGUAAAGAGGCAAGGAGAUCUUUGCAAAAUCCUAUUUCUUUUUUUCUCCAUUUUCAUUAUAUACACUUAGCAGAAGUUUAAUAAUAAACCAAGUGCACUUUUAUUCUUAGGUGAAGUUCAAAUUACAAACCCGUAACCUGAAAUUCAUUGGUAUAUUACAAUAUACCGAUGUCAUUACAUCUCUGUGUAAAGUGUGAAAAUGUUUGGGUUUUUUUUACCUAGUAUUUACGAUUAUCAGCAGGUUUUUCAUAAUAAGUUCAAAGGUAUGUCUCAUCUGCACUCCUGCAUUUGAAUCGCACGGUAUGGGGUUUGAUUAGAAACAACUGCAAGACAGUCAUUGUGAAAAAAAAAUGUAAAUGAUAGAUUCCCUGUAAACAGAAUAAAAAAUGGCACCAUACUAAUUCAACUGUGGUUGUGUUUUUCGUUUUUCGUAAUAAAUUUUCAUCUCUAAAAAUUGGGAAGGAGAAGAAAAAACCCAAAAGCUUAAUUCUCUUAGAUCUCUACUCUACUGGACAAGAAAAAGAAAGAUGGAUAGAGAUGUAUCAAAAAUGGAGAAAUAAAAAAGUAUAUGCAAAAGUUUAACCUUAGUUUUCUUCAACUAAAAGAAACAAACAACUCCUGCAGCUAGAAAACACUAGGAUAUAAAUAAUUACAUUGUACAUAUUAUUAAGGAAAUUUCUGUUGACUUUAAUAAAUUAAUAUAUACAUACUAAAAUACAUGAAUAAAUGAAAAGGAGUGAAAACCUCAGACAUUACCAGUAGAUAAAGUUAAAAACCACAUGAAGAAAUUUGUGGUUUAUUGUCUUCGCUGGACCAAAGGUUUGGCUGUAGUGAUGUGAAACCUAAUUUCAGGGCAAUACGGUUGUGUCUAUUUUGGUGUAGAUCAUUUUAAAUACUGCACUGCUGGCAAAGACAAGGAAUCAACUAAACCAAUCAUCAAAACCAGCACACCCAAUCUUUGUCUACAUUAGACUAAAACAUGCCCUAUCAUGAUACUAUAUGUGGCUCUGAAUCUGAACUUUGCAGCUGAAACUCUCAUUCAUGUCUUCAUUAACUCCUGCCUGGACUGCUGCAAUGCAAAGCCCUGGACAUGUUCUAUGUUCAGGACACAGCUGUCAGAAUUGUUACCCACAGCAAGUCCUAACAACCUACAAAAUGUAACUACAAAGUCUCCUGGUCUUCUGUAUCUCCUACAAAAUCCUUCUCCUCUUCUACAAAUCCUGACACACCCCUGCUCCCCAGUACUUACUGGAUCUCCCCUACACUGCAUCUUAGACUCUAAGAUUUUAACUAAGUCACCCAUUCUCCAUCCCAUACAUAAGACAGGUCUUUUGGGGCAAAGCCUUUAGUGCUGCCCACUCCCUGAAACAUGCUCCCGUGACCUGUUCAUUGAGAAAUUUGGCCUUUGACUAUUUUCUUUUUCUUUUUUGUUUAUAAAGAUAAAUUUACAUUGUGCUUAAUAUGCAAAAAGCUAAGAGAUAAGGAAGGGAGCUAAUACAUAGUGCGUUUCAAGAAAUCCAAACUGCUGUUGUUAGUAGUCGUAUCAGUAUUAGUAUUACAUUAUUUAGAUCUAUUUUGAAAUUUAGCUGGUGAAGCAAUCUAUGAAAAUAUAACAAAGAACUCCAACCAUCCAUUAUCCUUGUCAGGGUCAUGGGGUGAGGGCUGGAGCCUAUCCCAGCUGUCUUAGGGGGAAAGGCAGGUUACACCCUGGACAGGCUAACACUGCGGUCCCCAACCUUUUUUGCACCACGGACCGGUUUAUGUUCAACAAUAUUUUUAUGGACCGGUCUUUAAGGUGUCGCGGAUAAAUACAACAAAAUAAAACGAGUACCGGUACCAAAAAUAAAUAAAUAAAAUGUAUUCAUGACACACAGGAAAAGACACA
Molecule: messenger RNA, 6066 nt
Organism: Haplochromis burtoni (Burton's mouthbrooder)
Lineage: Eukaryota; Metazoa; Chordata; Actinopteri; Cichliformes; Cichlidae
Product: GTPase IMAP family member 8
Exons: 2
Coding region: 477-3335 (952 amino acids)
Molecular function (GO): GTP binding
Source: RefSeq, a predicted model, not a curated record